Messenger RNA from Oryzias melastigma (Indian medaka), 1270 nucleotides. RefSeq names its product E3 ubiquitin/ISG15 ligase TRIM25-like. The coding region runs from base 119 to 1138 and encodes 339 amino acids. Lineage: Eukaryota; Metazoa; Chordata; Actinopteri; Beloniformes; Adrianichthyidae. The record is from RefSeq and is a predicted model, not a curated record. The transcript has a single exon. Gene Ontology annotation, molecular function: zinc ion binding.
CUGUUUGGAACACGACGGGGGAGGGGUUGAGCUCGCCGUUGUACUAUUGUCUGUUUUCAACUCAGACACGUGUUGCGUGGAUCGUACGAGGAGCAGAACGCAUCACUAGAGGAGGAUCAUGGAGAGAGGACUUCUGGCUUACGGGGAAACUUUUUCCUGCUCGAUUUGUCUGGAUCUGCUGAAGGAUCCGGUGACUAUUCCCUGUGGACACAGCUACUGCAUGAAGUGUAUUCAAGGAUUCUGGGACGGAGAGGAGAAUAUCUACAGCUGUCCUCAAUGUAGGAAGACCUUCACACCGAGACCUGUUCUGGAGAAAAGCAUCAUGUUAGCAAAUAUAAUGGAUCAGCUGAAGAAGACUGGACUCCAAGCUGCUCCUGCUGAUCACUGCUAUGCUGGACCUGAAGAUGUUUCCUGUGAUUUCUGCUCUGGAAGAAAACUGAAAGCCACCAAGUCCUGUUUGAUCUGUCUGGCCUCUUACUGUGAGAAACACCUUCAACCUCAUUUGGAUGAAGCUGCAUUCAAGAAACACAAGCUGGUGGAACCCUCCAAGAACCUGCAGGAGAACAUCUGCUCCAUUCAUGAUGAGGUGAUGAAGAUGUUCUGUCGUACUGAUCAGAAGUGUAUCUGUUAUCUCUGCCCUGUGGAUGAACAUAGAGGACACGACACAGUCUCAGCUGCAGCAGAAAGGACUGAGAGGCAGAGAGAUCUGGAGGAGAGUCAACAACAAAUCCAGCAGAGAAUCCAGGACAGAGAGAAAGAGGUGAAGCUGCUUCAACAGGAGGUGGAGGCCAUCAAUCACUCUGCUGAUCAAACAGUGAAGGACAGUGAGAAGAUCUUCACUCAGAUGAUUCGUCUCAUCCAGAAAAGAAGCUGUGAUGUGAAGCAGCAGAUCAGAUCCCAGCAGCUAACUAAAGUGAGUCAAGUCAAAGAUCUUCAGGAGGAGCUGGAGCAGGAGAUCACUGAGCUGAAGAGGAGAGACGCUGAGCUGAAGCAGCUCUCACUCACAGAGGAUCACAGCCAGUUUCUGCUCAACUACCCCUCACUGCCACCACUCAGUGAGUCCACACACUCAUCCAGCAUCAAUGUCCGUCCGUUUUACUGCCAGAACCAGAACCAAAGAGCAGAGCAGACUUCUUAAAAUAUUCAUGUCAAAUCACACUGGAUCCAAACACAGCAAACAGACGACUGUUACUAUCAGAGAACAGAAAGGUGAUGUUCAUGGAACAACCUCAGUCUUGUUCUAGUCAGGACAGAUUUAUUAAUUGUGGUC